AUGACUGAAGCCAAACAAGAUUUAAUUGAAUUAUCAUCAAAUCCUUUAGAUGUAUGGAUAAAUACACAUUAUGAUGAAUUGUGUGCAGGUAUGACGUGUGAAAAUGCUCUAUUCUGCAAACCAUCAGACAUGAAAGACAAAAACUUUCAAAUGAGUAUUAAGGAUAAAUGUGAUAGGAAACAUAGAAGAAUAGACGGUAAACAGAUAUGGUAUUAUGUUUUGAAAGAAGAAAUGAAAGGAUUAUAUAAACAGGUUGAACCAAACGAUAAUGAGGAAUCAUUUACUGAUGAUGAAAUACCUGUAAAUGAGCCGCUAAGCGGCGAGACCUGA
Trichomonas vaginalis G3 is the source of this 330-nucleotide messenger RNA. RefSeq lists its product as uncharacterized. The transcript has a single exon. The coding region runs from base 1 to 330 and encodes 109 amino acids. The record is from RefSeq and is a predicted model, not a curated record. NCBI's taxonomy places the organism in Eukaryota, Parabasalia, Trichomonadida, Trichomonadidae.